Molecule: messenger RNA, 741 nt
Organism: Chondrus crispus (carragheen)
Lineage: Eukaryota; Rhodophyta; Florideophyceae; Gigartinales; Gigartinaceae
Exons: 1
Coding region: 1-741 (246 amino acids)
Source: RefSeq, a predicted model, not a curated record
AUGUCGACAGGAACGCACCCCAUCAAAAUAUCGGACAGUGGUCCAAAGAACCAAAUACCGAAGAGAGAGCAGCGGAGCGGUAUCAAAGAUGAUAUUCCGGAGAUUGGCUCAACCGCACCCAUCCCUUUGCAAAUUCUUGCGACAGAGGUAGCACGCGGAAAUAGAGAAGUAGCUCGCCAACCAGUAGCAAGACACAUUUUACCAUGGGAACGGGCAGACUGGGUCGAAAACGUCAGGUCUUGGAUGAUAGAACGGCUGGAAGAAGAGUGUAACGCCAAGUGCAGUGCAAGCUCUAUUGUGCCGGAGAUGUUAGUAGGCGGCGUGAGGAUGCGUGCAAAAACGAGCAAGGGAGAUUUCAUGGCUGUAGCAUACCCAGGGAGCGGUGGUGGUGCAGCGAAGAUAGGAGUUCUUGGGCGUGUGGUGCCGCGUUACAUCUUUAAGGUGGUGUGUAUGAGCGAAAACAAGGAAGCGGUAUUGAUGCGGGACCAUCUGGACCCCUUUCACUAUAAGGUAUCGGUUAAGGAAAUGGAGGCAGCAACCAAGGAUUAUGUGUGGAUGCAAAUGGGGACGAUCGGGAGGACAAGUGAACUUGUAGAAGGCGGGUUGAUGGAUUUGCGAUCGGAGGUACUACUAAGAAAGUUAGAUAACUUAGAGCAGUCGCUGAUGUUUCGGGAGAUGGCUCCUGAGACGAGAAGUGGUGUAGCUGGGGUUCUGUCUACCCUGUAUUCUUUAUUGGGUUGA